Racocetra persica is the source of this 135-nucleotide messenger RNA. The record is from the annotation of a GenBank genome assembly. Lineage: Eukaryota; Fungi; Glomeromycota; Glomeromycetes; Diversisporales; Gigasporaceae.
AUGAUAAUAGAGCCUCUUAAGCAGGAGCCAAAUCUUUUUGAAGCAGGUGGUUCAAUCGAGCAAAGUAUUUGGUCAUCAAAUAAUAGAAUAUUUGAAGGUGAUAAAUUAUUCUAUGCCAAAGCAUCUGCCUUUAAG